CUCCCCACACCCCAAACCAAACCCUCACCGGCUCGCCGCCACCAACUUGCCGGCGCGGAUUGGAGCACCCAACGCCGGCGCCCUCGCCGCUACUCUCUUCGCUGUUCGCGCGCCACGCAUCUGAUUGGCCGCUCUUUGCCUCCCUAGAGAUGGCGACGGGGUCCAUGGAGACGGCCCUCAUGAGCGAUCCGACGGCCAAGCUCCCCGACGACCUGCUGGUGGAGAUCAUCUCGCGCGUGCCGUACAAGUCCACCCGCUGCUGCAAGUGCGUCUCCACGCGCUGGCGGGACCUCAUCGCCCAUCCCGACCACCGCGAGAAGCUUCCCCGGUCGACCCUCGCCGGCUUCUUCUACAAAAUCUACGACCUAAAACGCCGUCCACCUGAUUCUCAUGGUUACCUAAGCGUCUCAGGAACUGGUGCCCCAUUGACGCCUCCCUCUCGUUCCUGCCAAAAUGCGAGAAGAUUGAUUUACUGGACUGCUGCAACGGCCUCCUCCUCUGUCGAUGUUCCAAGCCUUAUCCUGAAGAACCGGAUUACCUGGUGUGCAAUCCUGCCACUGAGAAAUGGGUAACCUUCCCUGCCAAUGAAUGGUCCUCGGACUCGUACGCUCGCCUGGGAUUUGAUCCGGCCGUCUCCUCCCAUUUCUAUGUGUUCGAGUUGGUACUUGAGGAUGAAGAAACAGACUGCAGUUUCCCGUUCGAGUGCAGAGGCUAAGUUGAGAGCUAUGGCUCUUCUGACGGCGGAGGUGACGUGGUUACGAUGGCUACUUGAGGAUUUUGGUGUUUCUGUUACUACACCUACCACCCUCUUGUCCGACAAUACAGGUGCUAUCAGUAUUGCGCGGGACCCCGUGAAGCAUGAGCUUACCAAGCAUAUUGGUGUUGAUGCUUCUUAUGUGCGGCUGCUGUGCAGGAUCAUGUUAUUGCUCUUCAGUAUGUACCUUCCAAGUUACAACUAGCGGACUUCUUCACAAAGGCACAGACUAGAGCGCAACAUAGAUUUCACCUCUCCAAACUCAGUGUUGUGGAUCCACCAUGAGUUUGAGAGGGGGGGGGGGAGUUAUAUUAGUGGUGACUUUUGGUCUUUUACAUUCUAGCCUUUUGGCAUUCUCAUGUACUUGUAUAUAUGAUGCCUUUGGCCUCCUAAUAAGAUUAAGUUGCUAUUCCUAACAAAAUGCUUAAACCGAGUGGAAGUUUUGAUGGUAUGAUUCCUUUCAGAACACAAGGUCUGAACAAAUGGAAUGACAACCAAUCUUAUUACUGGGAACUUCCGAAGGAUGGAUUUUGUGGUGAAACGAUGGACAUGAGCACCCCCGUUAUAACAGGAAAGCACGUUCUAUAUGACUUCCUCAUGAGCCAUUCUUUUGAUUUGUCUCUUUUUGCUUGGUAAGCAUUCGAUGUGCUUACGAGUUAGUCGCACAUAUUAAAUUUGAUUUUAAUUCAUGUGUCGUCACCUGCAGU
This is a messenger RNA of Triticum aestivum (bread wheat), 1461 nucleotides long. RefSeq lists its product as uncharacterized. Lineage: Eukaryota; Viridiplantae; Streptophyta; Magnoliopsida; Poales; Poaceae. Bases 150 to 572 code for a protein of 140 amino acids. The transcript is spliced from 2 exons. The record is from RefSeq and is a predicted model, not a curated record. Gene Ontology annotation, molecular function: protein binding.